Molecule: messenger RNA, 2539 nt
Organism: Ananas comosus (pineapple)
Lineage: Eukaryota; Viridiplantae; Streptophyta; Magnoliopsida; Poales; Bromeliaceae
Product: probable NAD kinase 1
Exons: 11
Coding region: 193-1773 (526 amino acids)
Biological process (GO): NADP+ biosynthetic process; NAD+ metabolic process
Molecular function (GO): NAD+ kinase activity
Source: RefSeq, a predicted model, not a curated record
UCUCUCUCUCUCUCUCUCUCUCUUUCUCUUUCUCGUAGCUGAGCUCCUCUCUCUCUCCUCUCUUUCUCUCUCUUCUUUCUCUCUCUACCGACUCCUUUUCCUUUCCCUAAUUCGGAAAUCGAUCGCAGAGAGGAGAGGGAGAGAGAGAGAGUGUGGAUCUCCUCGCCUCGCCUCGCCUCGCCUCGCCUCGCCAUGUCCCUUGACCAGGUCGAGAAACAGGCUUCUGAUAAUAAACUGAGCAUUGAUGUGUCUCGCCCACGUGUGACAGAAAAUGGAUUUCUUGCUCCUUUUACAUCAUUCGAAUCAGAAAAGGCGAUUCAUGAAUACAUCUCUCAGACACCUGUCAGGUCUACAGAUGAUCACCUAGUUGAGUUCUCAGAGGCUAUGAGAACUGUUGCGAAGGCGUUACGACGGGUUGCAGAAGGAAAAGCUGCUGCUCAAGCAGAAGCAGCAGAAUGGAAGCGAAAAUAUGAAUUGGAGAGGGCACGCAAUCAGCGGUACAAAAGUGAAGAAGUAGCAUCUGAAGGUUGUUCUUGUUGUUCGGCGAGCUCGUCCCGUCAAUUAGUGGUGCAUACUGAAACGGAGCAAGCCAAGUGUUGUGGAAAUCAUGGCAUUUGUUCACAUGAGGUUCUUGCGGAUGAAGUUGCAAAUCCCAAUUCUGACCCAGCUUGCAAGAUGGUGGCAAGAAAGGCGUCAUUUAAACUUUCGUGGGGAUGCAAUGGAAACAAAAGUGGGCAGCACAAACAUGAAGUUGUAUCCUUUGAGAAAGGAGACAUUACAACAGCAGAACGCAGCAGUAAGCAGAUCUUACUAAAGUGGGAAUCUCCGCCAAAAACUGUGUUUAUUGUGGCUAAACCAAACUCUACUUCUGUUCAUGCUCUUUGUGUUGAAAUGAUCAGAUGGCUAAAAGAGCAUAAGAAGAUAGAUGUUUUAGUAGAGCCCCGAGUGAGGGAGGAACUUCUGAAAGAGUCUUUCUACUUUGACUUUGUCCAGACAUGGCAAGAUGAUGAGGAAAUAAAGCACUUGCACACAAAGGUGGAUCUCGUUAUAACUCUUGGUGGAGAUGGAACAGUUCUUUGGGCAGCAUCGUUGUUUAAAGGACCGGUGCCUCCUGUUGUUCCAUUCUCCCUAGGAUCGCUGGGCUUCCUCACUCCUUUCCAAAGUGAGCACUAUCGAGAAAGCUUGGAAGCUAUAUUGAAGGGGCCAUUUAGCAUCACAUUGCGCCAUCGACUACAGUGCCAUGUUGUCCGAGAUUCAGCGAAGGAUGAAUUGGAGUUUGAGGAGCCAAUUCUAGUACUGAAUGAAGUUACCAUCGAUCGUGGGAUAUCAUCUUAUCUCACUUAUCUUGAGUGUUACUGUGACAGCUCCUUUGUUACAUGCGUACAAGGGGAUGGUUUAAUAAUUUCAACAACAUCUGGUAGCACAGCAUACUCACUAGCAGCUGGAGGAUCGAUGGUUCAUCCACAGGUCCCUGCAAUACUGUUCACACCAAUUUGCCCACACUCACUCUCAUUCAGGCCUCUGAUACUUCCGGAGUACGUAGCCCUACGCGUACAAGUGCCAUUCAACAGCAGAGGGCAAGCAUGGGCCUCAUUCGACGGCAAGGACAGGAAGCAGCUGUCAGCAGGAGACGCCCUUAUCUGCAGCAUGGCCCCUUGGCCUGUGCCCACGGCCUGCCUGGUUGACUCGACCACCGACUUCCUACGCAGCAUCCACGAGGGCCUCCACUGGAACCUCAGGAAAACCCAAUCUUUUGAUGGUCCCCGUGAUUGACUUUAUGUCUGAUCAAUCGACUAUCUACUUCAUUGAGGUGGAUCUCAUGCAAUCAACCACCUGGCUUCGAAGUUUGAAGCAUUUUUAUCAUGAGGGUAAAAAUGUAUGGAGAUCCCUCAAAUAUAAGCCGUUCGGAAAUAGAACCCCAAGCUUUAUUUUUUCUCGACUAAUACCUGCUCAUCUUUUGCUAGUUUUGAUUAUAGUCAUUUCAGUUAAAGUCGAAUUAGGGUUUCUGUUAAAAUUUAAUGGCAAUUCUGUUAAGUUUAUUGGCCCUGCCUGCUUUUUAGCUAACUGAUCUGUGCAUUCAGUUACAGUUAAGUGCUGAUAAUUAACUUUGACAGAAACCCGAAUUCAACUCAAAACAGACAAAAUUUUAGGGGUGUCAAUCGAAAAUAAUAAAGCUUUGGGUUCUAUUUAAAUUGGUCUAUAGUUGAAGAUGUCUCUAUAUAUUUCAAUUAUCUGGAUUUAUUGAGCAGUAAGCAGGAAUUACUUGUAUUAUUAUUUUACAGCAAUUAUGUGUAGAAAAUGCUAGUGUAAAGUACACAUCGGUAUUUACACAAACCAAGGAAUUAGCCGAUUGCUAGCCGCGAACAUGUGGGAGAGUAUAGUGACAUUAUAUAAGUGUAAAGACAUCAAUGUGAAAUCUGUUGUUUCAGCUUUGCAAGAGAGAAAGUUAAUGUAAAGCCUCGAACAGUGAAAACAUCAAGAACAAUGUGUUCAAUAGUUGAAAGUAGACACUGAUGUUUCCCUUCUUGUCCAAGUUAUU